ACUUACAAAAAACCACGAUAAAUAAAUACAUAGCAGACUUUUCUUCGAUUGUUGUCACAAUUUUAAAAUUAGGUUUGUUAGAAAAUUUAAGUUUUCCACAUUUAUACACAUAUACACAAUGUCGCGGCAACAGAAGUCACGCAUUUUUCCGAGGGACGUCAAUGAUUGCAUGGCGGGUAUGAAAUCAGAAACACAAGAUGCCUUGGAGAGCGGUGCAAAGCAACAUUCGAUAUUCCCAAGAUAAGAAUUUAGUGCCGCGAGUUCACGUCCCUCCUAUUUCAGUCUAUACCAAGGACUACAGCCGGUCAUCGCACAGUUCCAAAUUGCGACAAUGUAUCGCCGAAAAGGACAUACCCGACCCGGAUUUCUGCCGCCGACCAGUCAACCCAUUUUACAGCUUAUCCUCGAGCCAAUUCAAAUUCAUGGAUGAUCACCACUCGAAAGAUCUAGAAACCGAGUAUCGCAAAAAAAUCAACUUCUUCAGGCAACUAAGGCAUCAAUCUCAAAUUUUCACGGAUUAAUAGAGAUUAGAAUAGAGAUUUAGAUCUCUUUAUCUCUAAAUCAAACAGUAUUCAAUAUUCAAUGUAUUAGCCAUUAUCCAGCAACAGCCCAACCAAACUGGCCCGGAUUAAAAGUGUGCUGAAUACGUUUUGAUGUUCUGUCAGUUAUUCGUUUACAAAGUCUUUUUUCUAGUCAUUUGUUCUGUAGGUUAGAUUACAUAUGCAUUAUUUUUGUCUUGUCUGUUGCUUCUAUGCUGCCAUUUUAUCGCCUGCCUUAAGAGCUGCAUAACCGCAACGAUUAGGAGUGGAAUUCGGUGUAGUACUAAUCGUCCCGUUUAUGCAGCUGUAUUAGCCAUUAUCCAGCAACAACCCAACCAACUGGCCCGGAUUAAAAGUGUGUUGAAUACGUGUUGAUGUUCUGCCAGUUAUUCGUUUACAAAGUCUAUUUUCUAUUAUUAAUCAAAUUUUUUGGGCCGAAAAGGGGUGCUUUGGACUUAGGAAUUUAGAAAAAGAGUUGCGGAUAAUGAACCAAUAAUAAAAUGUAUGUACAUGUGGACCAGAAAAACAA
Messenger RNA from Drosophila pseudoobscura, 1068 nucleotides. RefSeq lists its product as uncharacterized. The record is from RefSeq and is a predicted model, not a curated record. NCBI's taxonomy places the organism in Eukaryota, Metazoa, Arthropoda, Insecta, Diptera, Drosophilidae. Bases 198 to 521 code for a protein of 107 amino acids. The transcript is spliced from 3 exons.